AUGGCCAACGGCUAUGUUGUCAGUGACAGGGUGCAUUCUGAUCCGGAUCCAAUCCGAGUCCUUUGCGUGGGCGCUGGUGCCGGCGGCCUUUGUCUGGCAUACAAAAUGAAGCUCCAUAUGUCCAAUUAUGAAUUGGUCUGCUACGAAAAAAAUGACGAAGCUGGCGGCGUUUGGCAUGAAAAUCGAUAUCCCGGCUGUGCCUGCGACAUACCAGCCCAUGUUUACACGUACUCGUUUGAGCCGAAUCCAUCGUGGUCGACGUUCUAUGCAUACGCGCCCGAGAUCAAGAAGUAUUUCACGGACUUCCAAGCCAAGUACGGACUGCAGCAGUACAUCAAAUUCAAUUCUCGCGUCACCUCGGCGGCCUGGAACGAGGAGGAAGGGAAAUACCAUGUGGAAGUCGAAACACCCGAAGGACCAAAGCAGGAUUGGUGCCAUGUCUUGAUCAAUGGUUCCGGCAUUCUCAAUGACUGGAAAUGGCCAAACAUCCCGGGCCUGCACGACUUCAAGGGAACGCUGCUCCACAGCGCACACUGGGACGAGUCCGCCGUCUACAAAGGAAAGCGAGUUGCCGUCAUUGGAACGGGCUCGUCUGGAAUUCAGAUUGUGGCAAACAUCCAGCCCGAGGUGGAACACCUGGUCUCGUUCAUGCGGUCCCCUACCUGGAUCUCGCCCGCUGUUGCCCAGGAUGCCAAGGCAAGCCUCUCCCAGUCCGAAGGCGGGGAAGAGGCCGAGAAGAUCAAGAACCCAUUGGCAGCAAUGCAGUACCACUUCAAGGAAGAGAUCACGAAGUUCAAAGAGGACCCCAGCUUCCACCUCGAAUUCCGCAAGAAGAUGGAGAACGCGAUGAACAACUCGACAGACGUGUUUGUGGCGGGAUCGGAAAUGAACAACGCCGCCCGGAAGAUGAUGGAAGCCGAGAUGGAGAAGCGACUGGGCCCUGGAAAUGAGGAGCUGAAGCGGAAGCUCAUCCCGAAGUGGGCUCCAGGCUGUCGGCGUCUGACUCCGGGCGAUGGAUACCUCGAGGCUCUGGUGCAACCCAACGUCACGAGAGUCUUCAACGAAAUCGACCACGUCACCCCUGAAGGGCUUGUGACCGACGAUGGAACGCUGUACGAAGUCGAUGUCUUGAUUUGCGCGACGGGGUUCAACGUCGGAUUUACGCCGUCUUUCAAGCUGGAAGGAGUCGAUGGCAGGAUCAUCCAAGACGCGUGGGCCAAAGAACCCCAGUGCUAUCUCGGGCUAGCUGCUCCGCAAUUCCCAAACUACUUCACUAUCCUUGGUCCGCGAGGCCCGUGGGGGAACGGACCGCUUCUGCCUUCGAUCGAGACGCUGUGUGACUAUUUCGUCGAGGUGAUGCAGAAGAUGCAAAAGGAGCAAAUCCAGUCGCUCGUGGUCCGCGAAGAACCCACUACUUCAUUCAACGAGCACGUCGAUACGUGGAUGGCGAAGUCGGUGUGGAUGACCAAGUGUCGCUCAUGGUAUAAGAUGGGCACCAUUGACGGCAAGGCCUGGCUGUGGCCGGGAGGGACACUCUCAUAUCUCAAGACCAUCAAGCAGCCACGUUACGAAGACUAUCUCAUCAAAUACAAGAACCGAAACCAGUGGGCUUUCCUUGGAAACGGUAAAAUCGCUGCAGAAGUCCUCAACAUCACCGAACAAUUGGCUCCGUACAUCAGGAAUUCAGAUACGCCCUGGACUAUUUAA
Molecule: messenger RNA, 1707 nt
Organism: Phialemonium atrogriseum
Lineage: Eukaryota; Fungi; Ascomycota; Sordariomycetes; Cephalothecales; Cephalothecaceae
Exons: 11
Coding region: 1-1707 (568 amino acids)
Molecular function (GO): flavin adenine dinucleotide binding; NADP binding; N,N-dimethylaniline monooxygenase activity
Source: RefSeq, a predicted model, not a curated record